AUGGCCACGGUCGCCCGCAAGAGACCCGCCGCCGUCCUCGCGACGACCACCAAAGGACCGGCAACGACGUCCCGCAAGAAGAGCCGCACCAGCGCCGAUCAGUACGAGAAGUUGGCCUGCCUUGGCGAGGGCGGCUUCGGCGUCGUCCAAAAGGCGCGCCACCGAGCCACCGGCAAGAUCGUCGCCAUGAAGCACCUCUCGUCGGCGGGAGCGGACGAAGCCCUGCUCCGUCGGGAGGCCCGUUUCCUGGAGACCUGCAACGGGAACCCCUACGUCACCGGCUUCGAGGGCCUCGUACGCGACCACGCCUCCGGAAACCUCUGCCUCGUAAUGGAGUACGUCGCCGCGCCGACCCUCCACACCCUCAUGUGGGACAGACGCCACAGCCCGCCGCUGCCGGAAUCAAGGGUGCGCGCCAUCAUGUGGAAGCUACUGACGGGGGCCAAGCUAAUGCACCACCGCCACGUUGUCCACCGAGACAUCAAGCCGGAGAACAUCCUCAUCAGCGAAGACUGCAAACUCGUGAAGAUCUGCGACCUAGGGCUGUCAAUGUGCAUGUCCGAAUCGCUGCCCUACAAGCUUGUCGGCACGGUGCCGUACAUCGCCCCAGAGGUCCUCCUGGGCAAGCCGGAUUAUGACGCGCUGGUCGACACCUGGUCGCUCGGGUGUGUGAUGGCCGAGAUGCUCACCGGCGAGACACUUUUUGAAGAAGAUGUUGACGACGACGACGACCAGGGCGAGGUCAACGAUGCGGAUCCCGUAGUCCCUCUCUGGGGUAUCUUCCGAGUGCUCGGCGUGCCAGACAGCCGAACGUGGCCGGAGUUCAAGUCCCUGCCGCUCACUGCCGAGGUGCUGCCACUGCUGCCGAAGGAGCAGAAGCGCAACAGUUUGCGGGACAUCUUCCCCGAACAGAAGCUGUCACAGCAAGGGUUCCAGGUGUUGCAAGGGCUUCUCACCUGCAAUCCCGAGAAGCGACUCACGGCGGCCAAGGCCCUCAAACUCCCAUGGUUCGCUGCUCCUCGUCCAUCGGCCGCCGCUGCCAAGGUUGAAGCAUUGCCAUUGCCGAGAAAGAAGACCCCGCGUUUCAUGGUUCCUCCUGCGGUACUGAAAUCACAACGGGUGUAG
Messenger RNA from Lolium rigidum, 1125 nucleotides. RefSeq names its product putative cyclin-dependent kinase F-2. The transcript has a single exon. The record is from RefSeq and is a predicted model, not a curated record. Gene Ontology annotation, biological process: regulation of mitotic cell cycle; protein phosphorylation. NCBI's taxonomy places the organism in Eukaryota, Viridiplantae, Streptophyta, Magnoliopsida, Poales, Poaceae. Gene Ontology annotation, cellular component: nucleus. Gene Ontology annotation, molecular function: ATP binding; cyclin-dependent protein serine/threonine kinase activity. Bases 1 to 1125 code for a protein of 374 amino acids.